Molecule: messenger RNA, 4176 nt
Organism: Heterocephalus glaber (naked mole-rat)
Lineage: Eukaryota; Metazoa; Chordata; Mammalia; Rodentia; Bathyergidae
Gene: Tcp11l2
Product: t-complex 11 like 2
Biological process (GO): signal transduction
Source: RefSeq, a predicted model, not a curated record
GAACGACCCUCUCGCUUCGCAAACGCAGUCCAGGCCGAGCCAUCCGCGGCCUGGCUUGUGUGACCCGAACACGCGGCAGCUGCCCCCGUACUGGGUGGGCUCUGUGAGGGAGCGACUGCCGGAGCCUGCGAUGCCCCGAUCUCCCUGGCCCGCGCUCCGUCCCCCCCCCCCGCGCCCAUUUGCUGACAGCCACCUCCCUGGGGACCUCAAGCCCUUUAAAUCCCGAGGGGGCGCGGGGCCUGGAGCUGUGGGCUGGGAGUUUCCACGCUGUGGGCUGCUCGGCGAGGGGGCACGGAGACAAGGGACGCCGCAGCUCGUCGCCGAUCUCUUCCGCGCCCACCGGGUCCCUCCGUCCGCGCCCUCGCACCGCACCAUGCCGCUGCACAGCAGGAAGCAGCUCGAAGCCGAGGACCAGCCCGGUGACCUGGACUCGCCGCGCUGCUCGGAAAGCCUGGCCGUGCUCAGCGACUGCGAGUGCUCCCGGCAGAGCUUCGCCAGCGACUCCUCCAGCAAGUCCAGCUCUCCGGCCUCAGCCAGCCCGCCCCGGGGGGUGACCUUUGAUGACGUCAUGGCCGCAACCAGGAACCUGUCCAACCUGACCCUGGCCCACGAGAUCGCCGUCAAUGAGAACUUCCAGUUGAAAGAAGAGGCCCUCCCAGAAAACAGCGUGGCUGGGCGCGUGAGGAGCAUCGUGCACCAGGCCUUCUGGGAUGUGCUGGAGUCUGAGCUGACCGCUGAGCCCCCUGAGUUUGCGCACGCCAUCAGGCUGUUCGAGGAGAUCAGAGAGAUUCUCCUCUCCUUCCUGACUCCCGGGGGGAACCGGCUCCGCACCCAGAUCUGUGAAGUGCUGGACCCCGAGCUCAUACGGCAGCAGGCUGAGCACAGCUCUGUGGACAUCACAGGCCUGGCCGCCUAUGUCAUCGGCAUGAUGGGCAAGCUGUGUGCGCCUGUGCGGGACAGCGACAUCCGGGAGCUCAAGGCCACCGGCAACAUCGUGGAGGCGCUGAGACAAAUAUACCAUGUGCUGGACCUUAUGAAAAUGGAUAUGGCUAAUUUUACAAUUUGGAGUCUUAGACCACACCUGCAGCGCCAGUUGGUAGAAUACGAGAGAACCAAGUUCCAGGAAAUUUUAGAGGAAAGUCCAAGUGCACUGGAUCAGACCACAGAAUGGAUAAGAGAGUCUGUGAAGGAAGAACUGCUUUCCCUUUCCGAGGCUGCUUUAACUCCCCGGGCCGAAAAUCUGAGCCCUCGACUGGUGUUGAACAACAGCUACCUGAAGCUGCUGCAGUGGGAUUACCAGCGAAGAGACUUGCCGGAGGCGAGCACUCCGCCCGCUCCCCAGGCUUCCGGGGUUUUGACGCUCGUGACGGAUGGAAUGCGGCUUCAGGAACUGACCGGGAAGCUGAACCAGUUGAAGAUGAUCGCCUGCCUGUGCCUGAUCACUAACAGCACGGUGGGUGCUGUCUCGGAAGGGCUGCCCGGGCUCCUGCGCAGGCUGAAGAGGACCGCCGCUGUCCUCCUGGAAGGCAUGCACGAAAAGACUUUUAACCUGCAGGGGGCACUGAGUUCCCUCGGGGUCCAGACUUGGGCUGACAUGAACAAGGCUCUGGCGGAGAGAGGUUUCCCAGCUUUGGGUGCUGAGGUUCAAGCGAAUCUUGUAGGUCAAUUUUCAAGCCUCAAAGAGGAGAACAACCCUAUCCGGGCCUUGAUCGAUAAACGAAUCCAGCUCUACAUGAAAAGCCUCCUUUGCCUUCCUAGCCCCUCUAAGUCCAUGCCCCCAAUCCCAGGGGGACUGGCUGUGAUUCAGCAGGAGCUGGAAGCGCUGGGGACUCAGUUCGCGAACAUCGUUAACCUCAACAUGCAAGUGUAUGGACCGUUUUAUGCAAAUAUCCUCCGGAAGCUGCUCUUUGGGGAGGAGGCCAGCCAGGGGGCAGACGCUGCGCUGCCAGCGAACUGAAGAGGGGCUGAGCUGGAGAGGAGGCAGCGCCUGGCACGUGGCGACCUGCACUUCACAGCAGCAUAGACGGGCUCAUUCUCAGUACUGUCCCAACGCGGGUCACGGGACAGCCCAGAUGGCUCAGGCUCGGCCUGCACAUCAUCUUCAAGUUUAAAACAGACAUUUUUAACAAACAGAAAGGAAUUUAUAAUUAUAGUACCAAUUCAAUAGUUGGGUUUUCUCCAACAUUUGUAUUUGACUUAUACAUUCAACCUGCAAGGAGUUGCUUUCUCAUUUAUUACUGUCACAUCAAAUGAUUUUGGACUUGGGCCUAACUUCCCAAAGGUUGGAAGUGGAAAGUCAGGCGUGGUGGCGCACACCCGUGAUCCCAGCACUUUGGAGGCUGAGGCAGGAGGAUCCCUGGAAGUUCCAGGCCACCCUGGCUACACUGGGCUACAUAGGAAGUUCAAGGCCAGCCUGAACUGCACAGCAUGGGCCUGUCUCAAAAAAACGAAAAAAAGCAAAAAAGAAAAGAAAAGGAGAGGGAAUGGAUGUGAAGGAAAUAUCAUUGCAUCUGAAAUGUAGAGUUAUAUUUCGUUAGUGUGUAACAGGAACUUACAUAGUAAGUCCUCAAAUUCCAUCAGUGUACCAAUCACAUCAUAAUACCAAGUAUCAGUAUUUAUUUAGAAGUUCAAUUUAUUAAGGACAUUUUAAUGCUAUUUACAAAAUUUAGAUAAAACCUCCCUUGUUUGUCUAGUGAAAACUAGAAACAAAUCCCUCCCUUCUAAAAUUUUAUUGUAAAGGUUGGUUUCUUCUUACAAAUAACGUGUCCUCCAGAAUUUGCACAAAUCUUAGUGAACAUCCUUGCGUGUCUCAGGCCACUGAUAAGGGUUAUAUGAGAUUUUAAUAUUUUUAUGGAAGGCAGGGAUGGUUUGAAUUGGUGUCUUUGUAAGAAGGGAAGUUCACAUGAAGUAAGACCUUGUUCCCCAUGAGGUUCUCAUCUGAAAAGAAAACAAAGCAUAGCUGGGUGUGGUGGCGCACACCUGUAUUCCCAGCACUAGGGAGGCUGAGGCAGGAGGAUCUCCUGGAGUUCAAGGCCAGCUUGAGCUUUAUAGCAAGACCCUGUCUCAAAACAAAACAAAACAAAAAAAGCCAACAGUCAAACUUUGGGUAUCAUAUCCAUAUAACCUAACUAGCAAAUGCCUUUUGUGCUGAACGAAUCCUGACCCACUAUGACCGUGCAGCUCUUUAAGUGCUCUUCAUUUGGCAUCCUGAGCGUGGAGUCCAGCCCUGUGCGGCGAGGCUCUGUGGUUGGGAGCUUAGACCCUGGAGUCUGAACUCCUCUUGGCGUGCUGAGGGACACGCUGCACUGCAGUUUGGUGGCCUGUCUGGAACGUGCGUUAGCCAAAGCCAGUGUACUUGGGGUUUGUUUCCCACCGCUGAGCAUCAGUAAUCUGGUGGAGAAGCAUGGUUGGGAUGCGCAAGCGUUCCUUCUCUCCAGCCCCGCAGUAGUGCUAAGUCAUGAUUUCAGGCAGUCUGUUUCUCUGUCUCUUUGCAUUUUGGGAGGCCUGCCAAAUUUUCAGGAAAUUAUGAAUUUCAAUCCCCCCUCCCCCCCCCCCCGAUCAGUAUCUAAACCAGCCGUCCUGUCCAGGGAAGCAGCUGUGGGGAUUCGCUGGAGGGCACGUGGGGUCUUCCUGGCUCGUCCCCUCCUGCGGUCCCUCGUGCUGGGGCUUAGGCCUCACACAUCCGGUGCUAACGACCCUCCCGCUGUCCCGCCGCGGACCUGGCUCCAUGUGCUCCGGGGCACACCGGUGAGGCCCGUGAGUCUCGGCCUCUACUGUCGCUUUCAGAGGUGAACCAUGGGCUUGGCCCCUGGUGCAGACUUGGAUUAUCAGAGUGGAAUCCGCGGAUACUUGUGGAUAUACUUGAUUAUACUGCAGUUGCCUGCAGGAAAACAAUGUACAUUUAAAAAAACUUUAAAAUGAAGAGCAUUCUGAUUUUUGUACGCGGAAAAUAAAUCUGUCUCAAGUCUGGAUUUAGGAAACUUCAUUUAUGGGGAUUUUUAAGUCAUAUCCUUCGCAUGUUUAGUUUUUACUUUCACUUCUACUUUGGGUGUUUCCCUAACGUGGUCUUGUUUUGUAAUGUGACUUUAUUAAACACCAUGUACACGCUUUCAUCUUCUGGUUGAAACAUGUAUUGUGUGCACUAAAUUUUAAAACAUUAAAAAAUAUUUCAGGACA